UUCGCCACCAGAGGACAGCAGCAGCUCUGCUAACACUCACAGCGCUGCGGUGAAGAAGUCUGCACAUACACAAGGACAGCACGGUUAGAUAACGAUUGAAGUUAUGGCUCCUGCAGCACAUGUAUCAGCUGUACGGUCUCUGUAUAAGAGGAUCCUGAUGCUGCACCGCUUCAUGCCCAUAGACCUGCGGGCUCUGGGUGAUCAGUAUGUGAAAGACGAGUUCAGAAGACACAAGACUGCAUCAGCUGAAGAGGCCACACGCUUCAUGGCGGAAUGGCAGAACUACAAAGACACUCUACAAACACAGGUGCUGGAAGUGGUGGGAAACAAGAAGUUGGUGUUUGGCUCUGAUUUAUCUGAAGAGAAACUCAAAGACUUUCAAGACGAGCAGAUCGGACAGAUUUAUGAGCUUAUGCUUGAGUCCACAAAACCCAACCGGCAGUUUGAUAUUCAAGAGGAGGAAACGCCAAAGUAACACACCCUCUGAAGGGAAAAGAAGGAUUCUUUAUCUCCUCUCUACGGGGAAGUCGUCCCAUUGGGACAUGUUUUGACUCUUUCUUUUGUUCAUAGCGAAGACCGAUGAUUACAUUAAAA
Molecule: messenger RNA, 594 nt
Organism: Sinocyclocheilus anshuiensis
Lineage: Eukaryota; Metazoa; Chordata; Actinopteri; Cypriniformes; Cyprinidae
Gene: sdhaf3
Product: succinate dehydrogenase complex assembly factor 3
Exons: 3
Coding region: 104-475 (123 amino acids)
Biological process (GO): succinate metabolic process; mitochondrial respiratory chain complex II assembly
Cellular component (GO): mitochondrial intermembrane space; mitochondrion
Source: RefSeq, a predicted model, not a curated record